GGCGGGAGUCCGCCCGCGCUCACCGCCGCCCGGCGGGGUCACCCCGGGGGUCCGGCCAUGGCCUGCCGGGGCUGCGGCUGCGGCCCGGGCCACCUGAACGAGGACAACGCGCGCUUCCUGCUGCUCGCCGCGCUCAUCGCGCUCUACCUGCUGGGCGGCGCCGCCGUCUUCUCGGCCCUGGAGCUGGCGCACGAGCGCCAGGCCAAGCAGCGCUGGGAGGAGCGCCUGGCCAACUUCAGCCGCCGCCACAACCUGAGCCGCGACGAGCUGCGCGGCUUCCUCCGCCACUACGAGGAGGCCACGGAGGCCGGCGUGCGCGUGGACAGCACCCGCCCGCGCUGGGACUUCACCGGCGCCUUCUACUUCGUGGGCACCGUGGUGUCCACUAUCGGGUUUGGGAUGACGACCCCCGCCACAGUAGGAGGGAAGAUCUUUCUGAUCUUCUAUGGCCUCAUUGGGUGUGCAAGCACCAUCUUGUUCUUCAACCUCUUCCUGGAGCGGCUGAUCACCGUCAUCGCCUACAUCAUGAAGUCCUGCCACCAGCAGCAGCUCCGGAGAGAGGGGGCCCUGCCCCGGGAGAGCCCCAAGAACCCGGGCAUCUGCGGCGCGGUGGGCGGCCUGGCGGGCUGGAAGCCCUCCGUGUACUACGUCAUGCUGAUCCUGUGCCUGGCCUCCCUCCUCAUCUCCUGCUGUGCCUCGGCCAUGUACACCUGCAUCGAGGGCUGGAGCUACUUCGACUCCCUCUACUUCUGCUUCGUGGCGUUCAGCACCAUCGGCUUCGGGGACCUGGUCAGCAGCCAGAACGCCAUGUACGAGAGCCAAGGCCUCUACCGCUUUGCCAACUUCGCCUUCAUCCUCAUGGGCGUCUGCUGCAUCUACUCCUUGUUCAAUGUCAUCUCCAUCCUCAUCAAACAGUCGGUGAACUGGAUCCUGAGGAGAAUGGACAGCGGGUGCUGCGGGCAGUGCCAGGGUGGCCUCCCGCGGGCACGCAGGAACGUGAUCAUGCCCGGCAACGUCUCCUCCGAAACGGGCGGGGUGAUGGAGGGUGAGGCGGGCCGGCGGCGUCCCUCGGAGGAGAUGAUCUCCAUGAAGGACUUCCUGACGGCCAACAAGGUGUCGCUGGCCGUCCUGCAGAAGCAGCUGUCCGAGUCGGCCAACGGCUGCCGCCUCCAGACGGGCACGCAGCCUCGGGACAGCGAGUUCUCCGGGGGCGUGGGGGCCUUUGCCAUCAUGAACAACAGGCUGGCAGAGACCAGUGGGGACAGGUAGGACCGAGGAGGCCGAGGGGAGAGCGGCCGGGAGAGGAGCGUCACCGAGCUCGGCUCUGCCCGUGGCUGGGCUGGUCCUGGGCCGCUCCUCUGCUUCCUGAAGCCCAGCUUGGGAAAUCUCAUCGUUUGGGCUCCAAGGAACAGCCGGCUUUCGGGGCCGCAGACGCGGAAGCCUCGAUGCCUUCAUCCUGAUCUUUAUUCUUUUCGUUUAGAUUCAGUCUUUUAAACACAAAUCGCAGAGCAGCCCAAGACCGAGGGCUGUUUCUUUGCUCCUCC
Eptesicus fuscus (big brown bat) is the source of this 1544-nucleotide messenger RNA. RefSeq names its product potassium two pore domain channel subfamily K member 13 (gene KCNK13). The coding region runs from base 58 to 1269 and encodes 403 amino acids. NCBI's taxonomy places the organism in Eukaryota, Metazoa, Chordata, Mammalia, Chiroptera, Vespertilionidae. Gene Ontology annotation, biological process: stabilization of membrane potential; potassium ion transmembrane transport. Gene Ontology annotation, cellular component: membrane. Gene Ontology annotation, molecular function: potassium ion leak channel activity. The record is from RefSeq and is a predicted model, not a curated record. The transcript is spliced from 2 exons.